Messenger RNA from Dimorphilus gyrociliatus, 1616 nucleotides. NCBI's taxonomy places the organism in Eukaryota, Metazoa, Annelida, Polychaeta, Dinophilidae. The record is from the annotation of a GenBank genome assembly.
AGUUAUACUAAAGGAACCGGUUGUUGUGGAUAUGUAUUGGCGAAAUUUUAUUAAGGCAUCCCCUUUUUAUUUUACUCUUGUUUUACUAAUCUAUCUAUAUUUUUUUUUAAUCUCACUCCUCAAAUAAGAGAGGAAAGGGUCUUUUCUUUUCUUUAUUCAUAUCUUAAAUUAACUUGAUUUUCUGUGCAGAUUUUUUUUUCCAAUAAAUAAAUAUCUCUAUUUCAGUGUAAUUUUUCACAUUUUUCUAUGAUUCAUGUAUAAUUUCUAAGAUUAGGCAAAAAUAUGUAGAAGACGGGUACCAUUUUAAUAAUUCAUCUCUUUUCUUCUAGGAUAUGACUUGAAUGAAUAUUAAAAAUUUCCGAUUAAUACGCAUAAAUACGCUUAAAAAGAAGAAAACGGUAGAGACGUCAACCGGUACGUCAACGACGGAGACGACGAUGAUGAUGAUAAACGAAGACGUUGAUGAACAUAAACAACUGAAUAAUAUUCUGUCUCAAAAACUAGAUGAAUUAGAUAACAAGCCUAAGGAAGACGAUGAAGAAUUUGUCGUGGAAGAACAAUUGUCACAAGAGAAUAAUAGUGGAUUAGCAAAGAAAUCUUUAUGGAAAUUUCAAUUCCUAUAUGAAUGGCUAGUGUCUCAAUUUUACGAAUUUUUUGCUGAUUUCUGCGAAGAUCAGGGUGUUGAUGAUAGUCUUGCAAACAGUAAUGAAAAUAAGCAAUUAUCGGUUAAAAAACUGAAAGAAACGAUUAAAAGAUUUAGAACCGACGCUAAACCAAUUUAUGAUUAUAUAAGAUAUUUUCAUUAUUUGAUAACUUGGAAAAAUCCUGCCGUUUCUUUUAUUACACUUUGCGAUAAGGAAGAAACAAAGGAUCUUGGAGUUACUGAUAAAGUACAAUUAGUGUUAAAUAUAGCCACUAAAGUUCAAGUUGGAGUGUCAAAUAUUUCGGACAAUUUAGAAAAAUUAAAAAAAGUACGGCGUAAAUAUGAUUCAACUUAUAAUAUGUGGAUGAAUCUGCCUACUGAUAAUCAGAUAGAAAAUAAACUAAAAGCUGCAGCUAUUAAUAGGAAUGUUUUGUCUGUAAAUGAAGAAGUCACCGAGGCAAACUUGGAUACGAGUCACGUGGCUUUCUGCCAAGUUUUCUCUUUACCUUCAACGGAAAAGCCUUUACCAGGGUGGAUUCACGGGAGGAGGUGCACAAAAAUUAGUAGAGAUAAACCGCUUACGUCAGCUUUUAAAAAUGGAAAAUUAUAUCUUACAAACAGUUUUAUAUGUUUCGAACGAAAUAAGGCUCAUAGUUCAAAAAAUCUCCUCAUUCCAAUUAUCAACGUUCAAAAUGUUGCUAAAGCCAAAUACAAUAGCUGGUUUCCUGGAAAUGGAAUGGCAAUUGAAAUUCAGACCGAAACUGAAGAUCAGCCGUUGCUCUUUGGAGCCAUUAUAAAUCGAGACGAGUGUUACGAAAGUAUUCUUAAUCAUGCUCUCAUACGUCAACUUCCCUGGGCUAUUGAACUACAAAAUUCACAGCCGAUGAAUAAUUCCGCUCAAAAUUCGCCAUGCCUAAGAAAGAGAAGGCAAGAAAAUCAUGAAAUUGAAGAAGAGAAACAUUUAGUUAAAUAA